This is a messenger RNA of Puccinia triticina, 1965 nucleotides long. RefSeq lists its product as uncharacterized. Bases 1 to 1965 code for a protein of 654 amino acids. Gene Ontology annotation, cellular component: Golgi apparatus. Lineage: Eukaryota; Fungi; Basidiomycota; Pucciniomycetes; Pucciniales; Pucciniaceae. The transcript has 5 exons. The record is from RefSeq and is a predicted model, not a curated record.
AUGGCCGAGAAUAUCCCCCUGCCAGACUCGCCAGCACCAUCAUCGUCAGCACACAACCCAGCCGAAAACAACCAGCACAUCGAAGCAGAACCGCCAGCGCUGGAUGCGAUCAUCCAGGCCCUGCUACCCAUCCUCUCUGGCCAGAAUACCUUGCUGGCACUCUACCAGACCCUCAACGAACUCGCGCAGAAAGCGGAUACCCCCCUGACCGACCCCACCAGCCAACUGCUCAACUCCCUAGCCGAACGACAUGAUCAGUUGGACCGAUUGAAGGUCUGUGAUGCAAGCAACCCAGCCAAUUCAAUCGAUCAUCAACUAAAGCCUGAUCAACCGCCACCACCAGAUCCACCGGACGAAACAAAAGCUCAACAGGAACAAUCUCGGCAGGAAAUCGAGGCCCUCAAAACCGAACUCGAAACCACCCAAGCUAAAUUGAAGCAGGAGGAGGAGAAGCGGGCAAAGUCAAUCAGUCUCCUCCGCGCCGUUCGGCAGAAGCUCGUCCAGACCGAGAAGGACAAGAAUGCCCUGGAGAGCGAGCUGAAUGAGUCGAACAGCAACUCGAGCUCAAAGAUCAAAGAAUUGCAGGCCGACAAGAAAUCGCUGGAGGAUGAAUUAUCCAAGCUGAAGAUCUCGCAAGAACAGCAGCUGUCCAAGCUACGCCAUUCUUACGAAAGAGAGAACCAGUCGAUCCGCAGUCAAUUCGAGCGCGAGACGGCCUCAAAGAAAUCCCAGUUCGAGCUCGAUACGAUCACCGCCAAGGCAGCCUACGAACGAGAGCUGACGAACCGGAACCAGAAGAUCGUCCAAACCGAGGCUAGACUCCGGGAUCUGUCGGCGGAGAGGGACCGGCUGUUCGAGCAGCUCCAGAACCGCCAGGCUGAGCUGGAAGACACGCGGGCCCAGCACGACGACCUCAAAGGUAGUGUGGACGAACUGCAACACGAACUCACCCAGUCCCAAAAUCGGGUGCAUGUGCUCUGCGAGGAAAUAGAGCAGUUGGUCCACAAACAGGGCUCGACGCUGGAAUCCGAUCAGGUGAUCCAAAUGCUGAAAGAGCAGCAUCUCCACGAAACCAAAACCCUCGAGACCCGGAUCGCGCAGCUCGAAAAGGAGCGGAUCGAUGUCGAGAACGAGCUCGGCGAAAGCUUGAAAGAACGGCUUGAACAGAUCGAACACCUGCGCAACCAGGCCCGGCUUAAAUCCAUCGAAUAUCACGAUAGUCUCACUAGUAUGGCCCAACGAAAUCAGGAAAUCUUGAAGAGUGACGCCCAAAUCGAUCUCCUCAAAACUCAGCUCAAAGCCGCCCUUCUGGCUCGGGACUCGCAGACGGACUCCAUCGCCAGCUUAAAACAACAACUGGAAGAGCUGCAAACCGAGCUGAAAACAGCAACGGAAGAGCUCACACGAACGAGAGUGGAGCUCGAGGAGGGUUCAGAACGCGAGCGGAUGCUGAGGGCGGAGAACAAGUCGCUGCGGGAGAACGAGAUCCGGAAGGUGGACGAGGUGAAGGGCCUGUUCAUGCGCGGGAACAUCGAGCAGAACGUGCGCAAAGAGGGCGUCGGCUACUUCGCCCACUUCUCCCAGAAGCCGCCCGCCGGCUCGGCUCCACUACCGGCCACACCCGCGACGACGAGGGACCCGGCCCUUGGAUCCGAUCCUCCCCAGCCCGAUCUCUCGACCCACGCCCCCGCCCCAUCCUGCUCUCCCUCCCCCCACGCCUCACACAUCCCCCCCACCACCCCGCCGCCUCCCCAGUCCUCGACGCUCGUCGACCCCGACUCCUCGUCUGUCAGUCUGGACAACCCGGCACUCGACGACGAAGCCCAACUCAACUUCGAGUAUCUCCGGAACACACUCCUCCAGUUCCUCGAACACAAAGAAAUGCGCCCCCAUUUGGUGAGAGUCUUGGGCGUCAUCUUGCACUUCACUCCUCAAGAAAUUCGAAGAUUGGCUUCAAAAGUGUAA